AGUUUUUUGCUGAACGUCGUCGUCGCUCGUUCGCUCGAGUGAUUUGUUCCGUCGUCGUCGUGAAGUGAAAAAUAACUUUUUUUUUCGUCCGAUAAUUUCCUCCGAAUGGCAAUUAUCUUUCGUGGGUGCUGCAAGCAGUGAAAAAUUCCCUCACCUGACCUGCGGGGAACAAACAGGUGUCGUGCGUGGUGCAAAAUCGCCUCGAACGGGAUCAGGUUUGUGAAAAAGUCAACACAACACAGUAUGACAGUGCUGCCGUGCUGGAGGCCUACUUUGGUCGUCGCGCAAAGUCCGGAUCUCACCGUGGAACCUGCUGGAAAAAUGUAAUCUCUUUCUUUCGGAUUUGACAACGUGAAAAUUAUCAGCAGUAGGAAGAGCAAGAGUGAAGGAAGAAAAAAAAGGGUGAAUCAUUCUGGAAGUGAGUGUUUUGAUAAAAACAAUCCGGAACCAGGGGAAGGUCCCGUGUUUGCGGGAGGCACCCCACGAAGAAGGAUCUUUCCUCCUCCUGCUCUUCGUCGUCACCAGCAGCAGCAUCAUCCUCAAGUGGAAUUUCAACCGCGCCAUUCCCUAGGGCAAUCGAUACGACGACGAGUUGCUGCGUGCGUGAAAACGUGACUUCGUGCCUCAUCGAAGCAGCAGCAAAAAAGAGGGGGGACUUUUUCCUGUUUUUUGGGAAACCCCGCGUCUUCGUCACCGUGUAAUAAGCAUCAUCUUCAAGGGCGAUACGUGUAAUCUGCUGUGGUGCAAUUUUACUGACAAACAGUAAGCAACAGACACACACACACGCAACACAAAUGGAAGAAGGAAUCCACCAGCUGAGCGUCACGAUCGAGCAUGCGUCUCUGCGGAACGCCGGCUUCCUCAAGCCGAACCCGUACGUGGAGAUAUCGAUCGACAGCAAGAGCACCCGCAAGACGGACUUUCUGAAGAACACGAACGCCCCCAAAUGGAACGAACGCUUCACGGUGAUCGUGUCGGCCAACUCGGUGCUGCACUUUCGCGUGCUGGACCACUCGAGCUUCCGGAAGGACUCGUUGCUUGGGCAGCAGACGGUGUACUUGGCGAACAUCUUGGAGCAUUACAAUGGGGUGCUGGAGAACCUAGAGCUGAGCAUGGACCUGCUGACGGACGGGUCUUCGGGGGGUUCUUCGUCGAAGAGUUCGCACCAUCACCACCACAACCACGAGCCGCGACAACCGGUGAAGACGGGGGAGCUGGUGACGGUGCUAAACGGGUUGAAGAUUGACAUGCGGACGGUGGUGAAUGGGGGUGGUGACGUCAGUGCUGCCGGAAUGUCACAACACGUCAACGGUAACGGGCUGGAGGCGGCGUCGAUGGCCGGUUGUAGCAGUAGCAGCAGCAGUAACAGCCGCAGCAGUAUCCUGAACGGAGGGAUCCGGGCGCGGAUGCGAUUACGUGGUGCUGCUACCGGGUCGGGUCAACUUCAGCCGGGGCCGUCGAACUCGGCGCAGCACUCGCCGUCGUUCAACAACGGAUCUUCGGCGGUGGCGGCGGCGGCAGGAGUGCCGGCGGAUUGCAUCAGCAUCAGCAGUGCCGCGGCGAACUUUAACGAGUUGAGUUUACAUUCCGGAUCGGCGAUGGGCAACGGGGUGGCCAUGCCGAUGGGUGGCGCGUCGACUGGAGCGGUGCGUCGGAGCAGUGGCAUGAACUGGGAUCAGCAGCAGCAGCAGCAACAGCAAAUGAUGCAUCCGCGGUUGGGACCGGUCUACUCCAACUCGUCGCAGGAUUCGUUGAUCAAUGGGGUGCCGAAUGGUGGAGGGACGAACCAGGUCCAACCCCAACCGAUGGUUCCUAUGAACGGAGGAGUUGCGGCACCGCAGGUUUCCGCUGGUGGUGGUGCUACGGCCGGUGCCCUCGUCCCAAUGGGAGGUAGUCUGACGGAUCAACAGAUGAUGCUGCAAGCCGCCGCCCAGCAGAACCAGGUCGACGAAGAACCCCUCCCGGCCGGGUGGGAAAUGCGCGUUGACAAAUACGGCCGACGGUACUACGUGGAUCACAACACGCGCUCAACGUACUGGGAGAAGCCACAACCCCUACCAGCAGGCUGGGAGAUGCGACGAGACGCCCGGGGACGAGUCUACUACGUAGAUCACAACACCCGAACAACAACCUGGCAGCGACCCAACAGCGAACGCCUAAUGCACUUCCAGCACUGGCAAGGCCAACGGCAGCACAUCAUCUCCCAGGGCAAUCAACGGUUCCUCUACCCCCAGCACGCCCAGCAGUCCAACACAACGUCAGUCCCGCACGAAGAAGACGACGGCCUCGGCCCACUCCCAGACGGCUGGGAAAAACGCGUCCAACCCGACAACCGCGUCUACUUUGUCAACCACAAGAACCGAACCACCCAAUGGGAAGACCCGCGAACGCAAGGCCAAGAGGUCAACAUGCUCGCCGAAGGCCCCCUCCCACCCGGCUGGGAAAUCCGCUACACCGCCACCGGCGAACGCUUCUUCGUCGAUCACAACGCCCGCAAAACCACCUUCGAAGAUCCCCGCCCAGGCGCCCCCAAAGGCAGCAAAGGCGUCUACGGCGUCCCCCGCGCCUACGAGCGCAGCUUCCGCUGGAAGCUCUCCCAGUUCCGGUACCUCUGUCAAAGCAAUGCCCUCGCGUCCCACAUCAAAAUAACCCUCACCCGCCAAACCCUCUUCGAAGACUCGUACCACCAAAUCAUGCGCCUCCCCGCCUACGAACUCCGCCGCCGGCUCUACAUCAUCUUCCGCGGCGAGGAAGGCCUCGACUACGGCGGCGUCUCCCGCGAGUGGUUCUUCCUGCUCUCCCACGAAGUCCUCAACCCCAUGUACUGCCUGUUCGAGUACGCCAACAAAAACAACUACAGCCUCCAGAUCAACCCCGCCAGCUACGUCAACCCGGACCAUCUCCAGUACUUCAAGUUCAUCGGACGCUUCAUCGCGAUGGCCCUGUACCACGGACGGUUCAUCUACUCAGGCUUCACGAUGCCGUUCUACAAGCGAAUGCUGAACAAAAAACUAACCACCAAAGACAUUGAGACGAUCGAUCCGGAGUUUUACAACUCGUUGAUUUGGGUGCGCGACAACAACAUUGACGAGUGCGGGCUGGAGCUGUGGUUCAGCGUGGACUUUGAGGUGCUGGGGCAGAUUAUUCACCACGAGCUUAAGGAGGAGGGCGAUAAGGAGAAGGUCAGCGAGGAGAACAAGGAGGAGUACAUCUCGCUGAUGACGGAGUGGCGGAUGACGAGAGGAAUCGAGGAGCAAACCAAAACCUUCCUGGAGGGUUUCAACGAAGUGGUGCCUUUGGAGUGGCUCAAGUACUUUGACGAGCGCGAGCUGGAGCUGAUGCUUUGCGGCAUGCAGGAGAUUGACGUCGACGACUGGCAGCGAAACUCGAUCUACCGGCACUACAACCGCACCAGCAAGCAGGUCGUGUGGUUCUGGCAGUUUGUCCGCGAAACCGACAACGAAAAGCGCGCCCGGCUGCUGCAGUUUGUGACGGGGACGUGCCGAGUUCCGGUUGGCGGAUUCGCCGAGCUGAUGGGCUCCAAUGGGCCCCAGCGCUUCUGCAUCGAAAAGGUGGGCAAGGACACGUGGCUGCCGCGGUCGCACACGUGCUUCAACCGGUUGGAUCUGCCGCCGUACAAGAGCUACGACCAGCUGGUGGAGAAGCUGAACUACGCAAUCGAGGAGACUGAAGGGUUCGGGCAGGAGUAAGAAGGGGCGAAAUUUGUACGGUGAUAUGGUUGAAUUGAUUAUUUUUUUGUGGGGUCCUUUUUCGAACAGUUUUAUAGGUGAAAUGUUGUUUUCGUUUCGUUGUUUUUUCCCUCCGUGUCACACACACAGCAAUUGUUUCGUGUUAAAUUUUUAUAUUAAGCCAGUAUAAACAGUGGAAAGUUUUGGUCCCGCGUAAUUCAGCAUCGAACGCAGUGAAGCAAAACUAGUAAUUCUAUUGUAAAUAGCCCAAACAAAACAAAACGUUGAGAGUCAACGGCCAGGUUGGCCUUUCCUUGUUCCAAAAAAUCGUGAUACAUCAAUGUAGAGUUAGUGAAAAAGUGUUAUUGAAGCAAACUAAAAACAAGCAUGUAAAAUACUAAUUGUAAAUAUCAAAAACGCGCAGCAUUAGGGCUAGAAGUUUAAAAACAAAACAAAAAAGUAAUUCAAUAAAGCUCUAAUCCCACAAUAAAAGAAAAUUGUUGUCUAAAUGGUAAUAAUUAGAAGCGUACUAGCGAAAACAAGAAAAAAACGCAUAUUUGAACAACAAAACUAGCAGCUUUAUACUACAGGAAACGAGCCCAUUUUACCUAAUAUCCAGCAAAGAUUGUGUCUGCUAAAAAACAAUAGAUUUCAUCAAACUUUCCAAACAUCUUUCCCACCCAACAAAAAAAAAAAGUUAAAAAACUCUAAAUCUUUUCAAACCACGUUCCACGCUCGGUCGUUUGUUUCCGUAGAAUAUCAACAACAACAAAAUAACGAGGCGGCAAGAAAACAUAUUGAAAGGAACACUGUCGGGGCCAUGUUAGUGACUAUAGUACUGUUGAGUAAAGCAAAAAAUAAUGCUAACAAAAAUCUGUCUAUUAACAAACACACAACAAACACACACUAAUCGUGCUUAGAAAUAGUCGCAAUCCAAAAAUAACUUGAAAAAAAACGCAAGCAAAGAGUAUUGUUUUGAACAAUCAAUAAAACGGCUAGAAAGGGGAAAAAAUAAACACGUAAAAUUAGUGCAAAAUGAGAACUAAAGCAAAAGAAAACUAAUUUUGUAUGCGGCGGAUUUAGUUACUACGAAGAAAAAAUGUGUUUUUUAAAAGCUAACUGUGUAGCAUGAGAACGGUUACGGCGUAACGAUUCUGUCACAGUUUGUCUUUUUUUGUUUUUUGUAUAAUUGCAUUGUAUAGUUUAGACAGAUUUACGGUGUAAAUACGUGAUAUCAAUGAUACAAAUAAAUGGGAUGAUAUAGAAAAUAAUCGGAAGAAUAAAUUAUGUUUUUUGUUUAGCAAAUAAAGAACGAUAUCAGUAAGGAUGAGACUUAUUCAGAAUA
Molecule: messenger RNA, 5034 nt
Organism: Culex pipiens pallens (northern house mosquito)
Lineage: Eukaryota; Metazoa; Arthropoda; Insecta; Diptera; Culicidae
Product: E3 ubiquitin-protein ligase Su(dx)-like
Exons: 7
Coding region: 795-3710 (971 amino acids)
Biological process (GO): ubiquitin-dependent protein catabolic process
Molecular function (GO): ubiquitin protein ligase activity; protein binding
Source: RefSeq, a predicted model, not a curated record